Messenger RNA from Anopheles funestus (African malaria mosquito), 10216 nucleotides. RefSeq names its product inositol hexakisphosphate and diphosphoinositol-pentakisphosphate kinase. Gene Ontology annotation, biological process: inositol metabolic process; inositol phosphate biosynthetic process. Bases 1574 to 9802 code for a protein of 2742 amino acids. Lineage: Eukaryota; Metazoa; Arthropoda; Insecta; Diptera; Culicidae. The transcript has 15 exons. Gene Ontology annotation, molecular function: diphosphoinositol pentakisphosphate kinase activity; inositol hexakisphosphate kinase activity; 5-diphosphoinositol pentakisphosphate 1-kinase activity. The record is from RefSeq and is a predicted model, not a curated record. Gene Ontology annotation, cellular component: cytosol.
UCAUCGUGACAUGUCUUACACCGAGCUGGAGAGUGGCUAUCAGGGCCUGAAGCAAGCGUCUUCCGGCGAUGGUAUUGUCAGCGCCUUACAGACACCCGCUGGACGGCCCGGAUUCUACGUUGGCGAUGAGGUGAGUGCAGUUAUCAUCGCUGCUUUCAUUCAUUUCUAGUCUGCACCCCCCGGGGAACGAUGUGAAGAAGCCAAGGAUAUAUGCCCAAAACGAAACAAACAAAAAAUCAUAUUGAAAUUACAUAACACGAGUGCGCUUCUCCCUCGCGGUGUUAAUGCGUCUUUGAAGGAGCUGUUGUAUACGUAAGCAUAUCAUAAAUGUUCGUACUGUGCGCGAUAUAAAACGGAGCUAGCUCUUUCUACCAUCGUUCGAAGAUUGUACUGUCGCUCUCCCUGUUAUUCUUUGGGUAGAUUUGUUGUUUUUUUUUCUUUGGAUAGUUAGUGUUCGUUUGUAGCGAAUGCACUGCCCCAUGCACAUGCACCGAUGCAACACGAUAGUCUCUCAAAAUGAGGAACAGCGCGUGCACGACUAGUAAUCAAACUCCACUAAGAACUCGUGAUUUACGAUCCAGGGUUAAAUUAUUAACUUCUACCUCACACACUGGUUUCGGUUUGAGUCUUUAAUAUAAUUGCUCAUUUUAAUAAACAAAAAAACAUUGUUUUCAUUCCUUUCAACGGUGUAUACAUUUCAUGUCUUCAUCCAGAAUGUGCUCGUUAAAUUCUAAAUUCACUCGUUUCACCUGUUUAAAUGCAUGUACUUAAUGCAUAUUAUUCUAAUUACAUUGGUGUCUCCGUAGUUUAAUGAUUUUGUUUCUACCUAACCAUCGGUGGGUGAUUUUGUAAAGUAACUAAACGAAGAUCGACGAAUCGAUUUUCACACAUUUAUUGACUACGAGUUAAAGCAUUAAAGACGAGGGAAAAACAAAACCACUGCCCACCCAAGGGUUCUUUCUUUGGGAGGGGUGCAAACGGUGGACUAACCAAAGAGUAAAGGGGGUUGGAUUAUGUCACGUAGCCAAACGUGAAGACACCACAACCCCAGCGUUAAUGAGAGGGAUGAUGUUCUCGCAGGAGAGAGAAGAAAGCUGACAGAGCACGCGCUUCAUGGUAAUGGUAUCUUCGGCCACGCUUAAAGCGCGCAUUUUCAGUUCACUGUCUAUCUUCCGCAGUGCCAUUACGGCCGGGCAUUUUUAUACGCGCGCUGCGCGUACGAGCAUAUAAUAUUCGUGACGAAUUUAGUUUCCCCCGUGCGUUUCACCGUCGCAGUGUUUUUGUUUACCAUUCUAGGUUCGAUUGAAUAAAGCGACGAGAGCGAGAUGCGUGUUUUUGGAGCAUGGUUUUUGACGCAAUUUCCAGGAUGUGUAGUUUUGUAAUUUGUCAAAGAAUAAAACUCAUAAUGAACAACAGUGUUAUUGUGCGUUGUAACAGUGAAACAAUAAUUUGCACUUUGUAAAGCGAAUUGUGCGGAUAAAAUCAGAAGCCAAGGUGUAUAUACUACGUGUCAAGGAAGAGGAGAAAUCAACGAUCAACCAUCUAUCAUCCUUCUCAACGAUCAAUAAUUACAAUGGAAUGGUCGUGGUUGCGCGAUUGGUGGCGUAUGGCCAAGUUUCGCCGUGGUGAUCGUACAAAUCCAGCAAUCCAGCAUCACCGAAGACGUGGUAGUGGUAAUGUGACGGCUCCCGCCUUUACGGAUAGCAUUCCUGGAGAUGCUGCUGCAGGAACCACAGAACAGCUAGUGGGCGAAGGUGAACCAACACAGCCCGUACGGUUUUUCGUCGAUCGUCUCGAUUACCCAGAGGAUGGUGAUGGGGAGGAACAGAUGAUCGUAGACGAGGAUGAUGAAGAUCCAGACAGAAUACCGUACUCGGAUACAGAGCUGGACCGGCAGGCGUAUUCCGACUCCGAGGCGAUAUACGAUCAUCUGUACUGUGACUGUGAACAAUGUUCGAUGAUGAAUGGUGAUCUUGAUCCGACCGAUGGGCUCGAUUCGGACGACUCAUCCACAUCCGGCAAGCAAGUCGUGGUGGCAGUUUGCGCCAUGUCCAAGAAGUCACAGUCAAAACCGAUGAAAGAAAUAUUGACGCGGUUGCAGGAGUUCGAAUUCAUCCGCAUGGUGGUAAUCGGGGAAGAUAUCAUACUGAGCGAACCGGUGGAUCGGUGGCCAUUGUGCGACUGUCUUAUCUCAUUCCACUCCAAGGGGUUCCCGCUCGAGAAGGCGAUCCAGUAUGCGCAGCUGCGGCAACCGUACGUCAUCAACAACCUGCACAUGCAGUUCGAUAUCCAGGAUCGCAGACGAGUCUAUGCUAUCUUGGAGAAGGAGGGUAUCGAAAUUCCACGCUACGCUGUUCUGGAUCGAGAUUCACCGGAUCCAAAACAGCAUGAGCUGGUGGAAUCGGAAGAUCAUGUGGAGGUGAAUGGGAUUGUGUUUAACAAACCAUUUGUAGAAAAGCCGGUCUCCGCCGAAGAUCACAACAUAUACAUCUACUAUCCAACGUCAGCUGGCGGUGGCAGCCAACGUUUGUUUCGCAAGAUUGGUAGUCGAAGUAGCGUGUACUCGCCGGAAUCACGCGUACGGAAGACGGGUUCGUUUAUCUAUGAAGAUUUUAUGCCCACGGAUGGGACGGAUGUAAAGGUGUAUACGGUCGGGCCGGACUAUGCGCAUGCGGAAGCCCGCAAAAGCCCUGCCUUGGAUGGUAAAGUUGAACGAGACAGCGAUGGUAAAGAGAUACGCUAUCCAGUGAUACUGAGCAACGCGGAGAAGUUGAUUUCACGUAAAGUGUGCCUUGCCUUCAAGCAAACAGUGUGUGGAUUUGAUCUGUUGCGCGCGAACGGCAAAUCGUUCGUGUGUGACGUCAAUGGGUUUAGCUUCGUAAAGAAUUCGAACAAGUACUAUGACGAUUGUGCAAAGAUACUAGGCAACAUGAUAUUGCGUGAGCUGGCACCACAGCUCCAUAUACCUUGGUCGGUGCCAUUUCAGCUGGACGAUCCACCGAUCGUACCGACAACGUUCGGCAAGAUGAUGGAGUUACGGUGCGUUACCGCCGUCAUCCGACAUGGUGACCGGACACCGAAGCAAAAGAUGAAGGUCGAGGUACGGCAUCAGAAAUUUUUCGAAAUCUUCGAAAAGUACGACGGAUAUCGGUACGGACAUAUUAAGCUGAAGCGCCCGAAGCAACUCCAAGAAAUACUAGACAUUGCCCGUUCGCUCCUGGCAGAAAUACAGACUAAAGCGGCUGAUUCGGAGAUAGAAGAGAAGCAGAGUAAACUGGAGCAACUGAAAAGCGUACUGGAGAUGUACGGCCAUUUUUCCGGCAUCAACCGAAAGGUGCAGAUGAAAUAUCAACCCAAGGGUCGACCAAGAGGAUCAAGCUCAGACGAUGGUAAACACGAUUGCAGCACCUUUGUUUUUGUGUCUGAUGCACCGAAGGAACCAUCGUUGGUUCUCAUACUCAAAUGGGGUGGUGAGCUUACGCCUGCGGGGCGUAUUCAGGCGGAAGAAUUGGGCCGUAUUUUUCGUUGUAUGUACCCUGGAGGUCAGAGCCGUCAACCGGGCGUUGGUGAGGGUCCCGGCGCUCAGGGUCUCGGUUUGUUGCGGCUACACUCCACCUUUCGACACGACCUAAAAAUAUACGCAUCCGACGAAGGUCGUGUGCAAAUGACGGCUGCCGCCUUUGCCAAAGGUCUACUGGCACUCGAAGGAGAGCUAACACCUAUACUAGUGCAGAUGGUGAAAAGUGCCAACACGAACGGGCUUCUAGACAACGAUUGUGAUUCGAGCAAGUACCAGAACAUGGCAAAGUCUCGCCUGCAUGAGCUAAUGCAAAUCGAUCGGGAGUUUACAGCCGAGGAUCGGGCAGCGAUCAAUCCGGGCAAUGCGAUCAGCAUCAAUCUGGCGAUGAAUUUUGUCAAAAACCCUGUGCAAUGUUGCGCACAGGUACACUCGCUGAUUCGAUCACUAAUGGCCGUGGUUGCGGUCAAGCGGGAUGAUCCGAAAACGCGCGACGCAGUUCUUUACCAUGGUGAAACAUGGGAGCUAAUGGGAAGACGAUGGGGCAAGAUAGAGAAAGAUUUCUGCACCAAAAACAAAAACUACGACAUUUCCAAGAUACCGGACAUCUACGACUGCAUCAAGUACGAUCUGCAGCACAACCAGCACACGUUGCAGUUUGAUCUUGCCGAAGAAUUGUACAUUUCGGCCAAAUAUCUGGCCGAUAUUGUCAUCCCACAGGAGUAUGGUCUAACAAUGCACGAGAAACUGACGAUUGGGCAAGGAAUUUGUACGCCUUUGUUGAAGAAAAUACGGGCAGAUCUGCAACGAAAUAUUGAGGAACUUGGUGGCGAAGAAAGUGUCAAUCGACUGAACCCACGCUACAGCCACGGAGUGUCCAGCCCCGGACGGCAUGUGCGAACGCGACUGUACUUCACAAGCGAGAGUCAUGUACACUCGUUGCUAACCGUACUGCGACACGGUGGUCUGCUGAAUGUCCUGACUGAUGAACAAUGGCGCCGCGCGAUGGAAUACGUAUCCAUGGUAUCGGAGCUAAACUACAUGUCGCAGAUUGUGAUCAUGCUUUAUGAGGAUCCUAUGAAGGAUCCUAGUUCUGAGGAACGGUUUCACGUUGAACUCCACUUCAGUCCGGGUGUCAACUGCUGUGUACAGAAAAAUCUCCCACCCGGUCCCGGCUUUCGCCCGCAUAGCCGAAACGAUUCUGUGACAUCCAAAAAUGCGAGUGGUGAUGAAGAUACAACAUCAAGAAUCGAAGAAGAAAACGACACUGAAGAGGAAAACUCGUUUUCACACAACUCUUCUUUGCAACAUACACCUUCAAAGACGCUGGCCCGUGCUGACACAGACAUUGACAAUAUUGUGGCCGGUGCUGCUUCUGCUGUAGUGAAAGAGCGUCGAAUGAAGAAAAUCAAAUCGUCAUCACCAAUACCGAUUGGUUCGUGCCAUACCGUAUCCGGACAUGAGGCGAUGGAUUUGGCAAAACGUCUCAGCGAAGAGCUGGCUGUGCAGCAGCAACAACAGCAACAGCAACAACAGCAGCAACAGCACCAUCUAACGGGUUCGUUCGGUUGUGGCAAUGCGAAAGACAUCACACGCCCGCUCAGUCCAGAUUCUGAGCCGCGGGCCCGGUCCUUCGAACAUCAACAGCAACACCAUCACAGUCAUCAGCACCAUCACCAUCAUGGCAAAAUGCACCAUCACCGUUCAAAGGGAAAAGGAGUUUUGAACAUGACCACAUCGCGGGGAUCGGCGGAACGUUGCAAGGCAAAAGAUUUGCAUGAACCAGACCUUCAGAGCGAAGGAUACGAACGAUGCGACGUUUGUGAGUCAUUCACAUUGGAAUCUCAGGGAUCUUUCGUUAAAGCAGAUCUGACGUUUUCGGCGUUGCCAUCUUUACAAGCUCAGGAAGAGGGCGUAAAUUCUUCAUCUGCACCAUUAUGCGAUGAUGCGGACGUGCAGAAAUGGCCUACUGAAGUAAACAUAGCAAUGAAAGAGGAGAAUAUUGAUGUUAGCUCAAAGCAAAGUACCCGACCCAGCUUGUACAUUGGUCCACCAGAAUCUUCCUACAGUUUGGAUUCGAUCAAUGAAUUUACACCGAAUCUCGACGAUCAGGAACUCUACGUGUCGUCGUUUUCCGAAUCGGAGGACGAAAACGAUACUGAUGCUAGCGAUUCAGAACCCUCAAGGUACUACAGUGCACUCGGUCAGCAUGACUCCGAACUAGAGAGUGCCGUCAGUCAUCACUAUCUGCGACGCUCCCUCUCAUAUACCUUCUCAAACGAUCCAGACCGCUACCACACGAAUGUGGACGAGAAUUGUUGGCCGUGUGGAAGGAAAAUGUCUUCAGCAGAGCUGAAUGAACACCGUACUAUGUCACUGAUGACACGCAGUUUCGACGAACUGCUGAUGGAUGCGAACGAUAGAUACUGUGCAGGUCAUACAAACUGUUCCUGCAGAUACUGCUGGGCGUCUCAAAUGCCACGGUUUGCUUUGCACACGUACGAUGUAAAUGAAGUGAACGUUAGCGGACGUCAAAGUCGAUCGUUGAGUCCUCCGUACCCUAGUGUGAGACGUUUCCGGUGUAACACUACCGCCGGGGUAUCGCAGCCAGACGCAUCUCACCCGUCAACGCUCCAGGUACCGGGUGGGAAUAAAGUCAUACGGCACGAUUUAAGUGAUCAUGGGCGCUUAAGGCUCGUACGUUACCCAGUACGUGCGAUGACGCGUUUCGCUAGCGAUCCAUCGCUACCGUUAGGUAUCGCCUGGACCGAAGCGUCUAAUACAUUGGAAAAAGGAAUAAGCUUUAGACCUCAUUUUGGUACGGCAAAAGCAGCGGAUCAUUUGGUGGACUUAGCGAACCAGCUUGUGUUUGUGACGCUCACCACACCACCACCAGACGACGACGAUAGUGAGCCACUUCUGAAGCAACUCUUCAAUACUGGUGGUACGGCACAGACACGAUCGUUUGAUUGUGAUUACGAGGCGGAAAGAAUACAGUCCACGCUCAUCGAAAUCCUGCCCUCGUUUGGUUCGAACUACGGUCGUUCGCACUGUGCUGGUAAAGACGGCAACGACGAACAAUGUCAAACUGCUUACAAUUUUUCAACCCGUACUCAUCACGACGCCAUCCAUCGUUCAUGCGGUGGUAGCGCUAAUCCAUCAAGCGAACACGAUGGAAGUGUUCCUGCGUCCAUAUGCUCUUGUCCCCAUACUUCAUCUAAUGCUCCGUUGCCUCUGUCGCCAUCUAAUCAAGCACCAUCUACCCAAGUCGUCCCAUCCAAUAUUGCCAUGUUGCCCCGUAGUAGUGUCGAGACUCAUCAAAAUUUGGAAAACAUUAUGACCGCCAUUACAAAUCCUCGUACCGCUUCCCUAUCUACCACUACCAGUAAUAACCGUACGCAAUCUGCUGAUGUAGAUUGUACAUCAACCACUUUAAUUACUAAUGCUACUAUUACUACUACGACUUCUUUUCCUACCACUGUGGCUACGUCUACUUCCGUCACCACUACUGACACCACCGUUUGUUCUGCCGUUGCUAUUUCUUGCGCUACAUCUGUGGCUGACACAAGUAACAUCUUUUCGACUUGUUCUUCUUCUGUUCAUACCACCAACAUGACUACCUCGUCCGCUAUUGGUUCACUAACCAUGCCGUCGCUGGUCCCUGUCGUUACCGAACGCAAAAAACCUCACUGUCCUACCAAACUGUUCGUCAAAUCGUAUACCAUAGACGGUAGCAGUGGUGCUGGUUACGGUUCGAUGAUGGCUAGCGCUAUCUCCGCUACAACCACUACAACCAUAACGACGACGACGACGGUGUCCGGGGCAGGCGAGACAGCAACAGCAGCAGAACCCAACGAAGAUACAGCCACUAAUAUCACCAGCACAGGCAGCACCAUCACCGGCAGCUGUCUGUACUGCUGUGCCGGUGGUACGGCCACCGUUUCUAGGCUGGCAGGACCGGGCGCACUGUCGCAUGGUUCCGGCUCCUUAUCGUCCUGUUGCUGCUGCUGUUGCUGCUGCUGCUCGACACCCUCGUCGUCAGCGGGAGGGCUCGCCGGGACCGGUGUCGGAGGGCCUACGGGAACAUCGAAUGCUACGACGGUCCGACGCCAGCGGCACAGCAUUGCCGGCCAGAUGAGCUACUUUAAAAUGUUAGGUACCUUCAGUAAAAAGAUGGCGACCAGCACAAACAGUCUGUUCAGUACCGCGGUUAUCAGCGGCAGCUCGUCCGCCCCAAACUUGCGCGAUAUGAUACCAAGCACCGCAUCACCGUCAGGUUUCGGUGGCGUACCACCAAUACGCCCGUUGGAAACAUUACACAACGCGCUUUCGCUCAAACAACUGGAUGCGUUUCUGGAGCGUAUGACAAUUGGGCCACUGUUUAAAACACCCGCAUCCUCACCGCCACCGAAACAUCCCCUGAUGAAUGCAGCGACGGCAUCUACAUUAGCCAACGUCGGAUCCAAAAGUCCACUGUCGGUGGUGAAUCGUGAGAACUUCCCGGAGGGUGUCACCAUACUAGCGCAACCAUCCUCAAUCGCUCCACUAACGGGCGGUGUGGAGGAAAAAAGCACCGGCCGUGUAGGAAGCCGGGACUUUGCUCCGUUCGCAUCGGUUGGUCAUCAGGGAGCGGCGACAUCAACCGGUGGAAUAGCAGGAAUGCCUGGUGCCGGGACUACGUCUAAUAAUGGUGCUAAUGUUACAGGAGCGCAGCAGAGUUGGAGUGACCAUUCGAGCAGUAUGACCAGUAGCAUCAGUGCACUGUCGAGCGGUGGUCCUUCCUCGCCUAACUACUCCGAGGUUUAUUCGCGCGGUUGCCCGAGCAGUGACAUGUCCGCAAGCAUUACAAGCAGUACCGAUGGCAGCCUGGCGGCCAUUGUUGGUGGCGGUACUAGUGAGCAGCUAGUAGCACUGCCGCAGCUGUUCACUCAUCCACAACCAUCCGCCGCAUCCGGUGCGCGGAUGUCACCGAAGCAUCCGCAUAUGGAUCUAGCCACGGUUGAAUCGUUCGGUAAGUGCGGAGAGGAAGAAGCGAGACAUCAAGAUGAACAACAUCUUGCUUGCUCUGGUGACACUGUUGUUACGGCGGUGCGCCGUGACGGAUCGCUGGAAACUGCCUCUGCUGUUGAUGCGUAUCUUCGGCGCAGCUCCACCAUGGACAUUAGUGGAGAUUUAACACCGGUUAGCGGAUGCUCUGAUUGGGAAAGCAACACAAACGAUGCAACGAAAGGUUCAACAAAAAACUAUGAUUUGACGACGGCAAACACGACCGAGGAAGAUGAUGAAGAUGCAACAAUCUCCACCGACACGUGCUUGAGUGUUGGUGAGCAGGAACAGCAGCAAUGGCCGUUGAAGACAACCCUGGAUUUGAAUUCCGCUCCAUCCGCCAUUGACAUUGUGCCGAGUAGUAGCUCUUGUAUAACCGGUACAGUUCCUGCUUCGUUCCCCUUCAGUGAACAGGUGCUCGGUAGAGGUGAAUCACUAGACAGCGGUGGUAAGGUGGAUAACCGUGUGCGUGGUAGUCGCAUCCAGCGGCAGAUCAGUCUGUAUGAAAAGGAAAGCCGAACAGUGGAGGCAAAGUACACGCCAAAAGCGCAUGAGUGGUGUGGUGAAGGGCAUAAGGUUGAAGGAUCAGCGUGUGCAGUACAACUGGGUCGUCAACAUCAAUAUCCAUACAACCAGCAACACCAUCCGCAGAUGCUGCAGACAUUGCACAUGUCGUUUGAUGAGUUGCGCAAAGAGAUGCCUAACAAUGAACGAAGCACGGAUCGUCACCAAGAACAACUUCCGCAUGUCCGCUCGACUGAAGAACCGAACAAAAGUUUCCUGAAAAGCUUAGCGUCCGUAACAGGCUCACAGCAACGAACACUAACCUCCACAGUACAGGAUGUUGCUGGAUCGACAUCACUCUCGAUUCACACACCCGGUGCAUUGGUUAUCCGCGAAGGUUAUAUCGAACCACCGAGAUUGACCCGCGUCACAAAGAGCUUCCACGGCAAAACAGAUCACCAAAAGCUUAGUAUCGAACUGCAACAGGACGCGAGCAGAUCUUCCACUGAUGGGGGUGGAGGACUUCGACGGGUAAGUGAUAGUCCUGUUGUGGAAACCAAUCGGCACAGUAAAAGUGCACUUCGCCAGCAGCACUCCAGCGCCGGUAUCAGCAGCAGUCAGGGACGCUUCACGACAUCGAUCGUACAAGAAUCGGAACAGUUGAACACGGUUGAUGAAGUGCAAGCUUCCAGCCAGAAACAGGAACACGUGCCGAACCCUUCGUUAGCUAAAUAACUACAACCUUGAAAACGUAAACGCUGUGUGGAACUGGCUGUGCUUUCGAUGCUGUAUAAUUUAUGUUAAUCCGUUGUUGUUGGUCUUCAAAAAGUAUGCAUAAACAGGUAGUUCUAGGUAACAAAUCCAAAUUUGUUCGAGUCUAUAGAUACUAGCAUCAGAAGCAUUUGCUUCAUGUUUAAAUUAUAAACUCCAAGAAUUUGAAUUAGCAAAAACAUAGCGUUAGCUAUGUACCACAAAGUGCUCUAGCCUCACACAAGACCUUCCGGAAUAUCUGCUUGAAACUAUCCGUAGCAGGGUAGUAGCUCAGAGUAGCAUUUUAGUGCUACCAAUACUGUUGUACGUGUUAAUGAAUAAAUUAUUAUAAUAAACGUAGGGGGAAUGAAUGCAAUAAAGCUAAACUAUAAAAGAAAA